AGCUAUCAAUAUGUAAAUGAUGGUCAUAUCACUGCAUGUAAAACAUUAACCGAUACAAAUCGAUUUUAUUUCUUUCAUUUUUAUUGAAUGACUCACAUUACGUGCUCGUAUUAAUUUGUUCGUCAUGAUCAUUUCGUACCAUUAAAGAGGUGUAUUCACAAGCACUGAAUGGUACAUAAGGUAUAAUAAUUUUAAUAAUGAACGACGCGCUUUGUCGCUUUUUUUUCUUCUUUAUCGUUUCGGUGUAUGCGAACGUAAUAAGGUAUGACAAUUUAUAAAUGCAAAAAACUAAAUUGUUCGAUUUCGUGGUUACAGGAAAAUCGCAAUCGCCUGAUAAUGGCAUAGAAUAAAUAAUUUUUAUUUUCACUUUCGAUUAUGCCGAUUAAUAAUUAGUUAUGUGAAGAAAGUGUUACACAUUUUUGUUUUCGGUGGCGGGCGUUUCAUCAUCACAAUGUGUUUGUCGCUUCUUGAAUAAAUGACUGAAAUUUUUGAACAGUGAUUAGAGCGGGGCUUCUUGUGAAGACUUACCAUUUUCUUUAUAAAGAGUUGAUGGAUUACCAACAGCAUUCAAUACAUUAUUACUAGUCCAUCGUAUUAGUUUAAACAACUAAAAACUUUAAUUCAAGUGAAAAUGACGAUUAUUCAGAAAACCAUCGUAGUCCUCGCUGUCGUAACCAUUUCCAGUUGCGGAGUGAUUCUACCCAAUCAUUAUGCUGCCGCUCCGUUGCAAGCGGUUGGACCGGCUCCAGUAGCAAUUCACACGGAAUACGAUCCAGCCCCGCAAUACACGUACGCUUACAACAUUGAGGAUUCGUUGACCGGUGAUUACAAAAGUCAACAAGAAUCUCGUGAUGGCGAUGUCGUCAAGGGAUCGUACAGUCUUGUGGAACCGGACGGUAAUGUUCGAACAGUUAUAUAUACGGCUGAUUCGGUGAAUGGUUUCAAUGCUGUCGUUCAGCGUGGUCCAUUGGUGCAUUCCAAAGGGGUUGUUUCCGUGGUGCAGCCUGCUGUUGCUUUAGGGUGAUUUCUGAAUUAUGACUGAGAUAUUGACUGCAGUGAAUGCUAGUCUAUUUUUUUAAGUUUACUGUUAUUAUAUGACCAACUAUAGCCAUAGCCUGAAUAAAAUUUGAUUUUAUUUAUUCGAAAA
Bradysia coprophila is the source of this 1147-nucleotide messenger RNA. Its product is annotated as larval cuticle protein A2B-like. The record is from RefSeq and is a predicted model, not a curated record. NCBI's taxonomy places the organism in Eukaryota, Metazoa, Arthropoda, Insecta, Diptera, Sciaridae. Gene Ontology annotation, cellular component: extracellular matrix.